Messenger RNA from Phytophthora nicotianae INRA-310, 1603 nucleotides. RefSeq lists its product as hypothetical. The transcript has a single exon. Bases 40 to 1446 code for a protein of 468 amino acids. The record is from RefSeq and is a predicted model, not a curated record. NCBI's taxonomy places the organism in Eukaryota, Oomycota, Peronosporomycetes, Peronosporales, Peronosporaceae.
GCAAAGGACAUACUUGGCCACUCAAACCUCAAGACGACAAUGCUUCCAGUCAAGUACCUCGUUGCGUUCAUCGCUGUUUGGGCCUCACACACAUGUAUAGUGAGUGCCGGAGGCUACAGUCUCCCGGAUUACUCUGUUCCGGCAGUAACUGAGGGCACGGUCUAUGAAGAGACACCGUGCCCCGGCACAACCGAGCCCCCGACGGCAACUAUCCCUGUCCAAGAGGCGUCGCAAGUCUACGUGCCUACCCCGACGGAGGCUGCUACCGCGACACCGUGUCCGGAAACGACGGCACCCCCUACCGAGACGGUGACGGAAUCUCCUUACGUGCUCACUCCAUCGCAAGAACAGGAGACAGAGCAGUACGUACCUACUCCGACGGAGGCAGCGACCGAUACUCCGUGCCCUGUACUGCCGACCCCUGGGCCAGAGCCGGAAUCUACUCCGUACGAUACGCCAGAAACGGAGACUAGUCCUCCUGUGACUGAUACCCCGUGCCCAGUUCUCACUUUGGUGCCGGAGACGUCUCCUCCAGUUGAAACUCCGUACCAGGAAUCUACCACGUACACUCCGACGGUGACUGAGACAGCUGUGGAUAUUCCUCUCACGUUCGUGCCAGACACGCCAGCCCCUGAGGUGUACACGCCAGCACCAGCUCAGACGACUCCAUGCCCCUCCUUCACGUUGCCAUAUGAUACGGAUGCCCCAGAGGAAUCGACCGAGUACACUCCGGCACCGUCCACUCCCUGCCCGGUACUCUCCUUAGUGCCGGAGACAUCGCCACCCGUUGAAACUCCGUACCAAGAGUACACCCCGCCGGUGGUUCAGACUCCUGAGAGUAUUCCUUUCACUAUCGUGCCGGACACCCCCUCUCCUGAGGUAUACACUCCAGCUCCCGAGGUAUACACUCCCGCUCCGACGACCCCGUGCCCGGUCUUCACCCUUGUGCCGGAGACGGAUGCUCCGGAGACGGAGGAGCAAGAAGAGACGCCCUACACUCCACCUGCCACUGAGACUCCUUACCCGACUGAGUCGGAAGAGGCCUAUGUGCCGACUGAAACUCCGUAUGCUCAGACCCCAGAAUCCUCAGCGCCGUGCGCCACGACACCUACACAGACUGAGGCAGCCACUCAGGUCCCAAUCACAAUUGAGCCGUUGCCGGUCACGGAAAUCCCGUUGCCACCUGCCACCGAUGCUCCUACGGAGACGCCCUACCCUACCACGCCCACUCCAGAUAAUUACACUCCUACCCAGACUGAGGAAUCGGCUGAGACGGAAACCCCAUACACGACGACUGUUGUGCCGGAGACCGAGACAACCCCGGACCAGUCGGAGGAGACUGCUACCCAGGACGACAACGAGGGCACCAUCACAACGACUGACGAUAUGGGCGACACAUUCUCGGACUCGAUUCCUACCCAGAACCGAAAUCUGCGAUCGAACUGAACGAAGUGAUCUCGAGUUCGGUUUAGCUAUGUUUUCUGCUUCCUAAGGAUAUGAAAAGCUCCUGGCGUCUAGUUCGAUUUACAUGUAUCGUUUUGCAUUGGACUGCAGUAGUACAGAGUAAGCACUUAAAUGCAAAAGAUACACACAUGACAUUAGA